This is a messenger RNA of Marmota monax (woodchuck), 1816 nucleotides long. RefSeq names its product MAP7 domain-containing protein 1-like. The coding region runs from base 1 to 1062 and encodes 353 amino acids. The transcript is spliced from 7 exons. NCBI's taxonomy places the organism in Eukaryota, Metazoa, Chordata, Mammalia, Rodentia, Sciuridae. The record is from RefSeq and is a predicted model, not a curated record.
AUGACCUCUUUGAAUCCCGGGACAUCACUUCUCAGGCGGGCUUUAUUCCCCAACUUCGAGGCAGCAUUAAGGAAAAAAGAAGGGCUUCUCUACACCCGCCUUCCAAUACUCACACACACAGACGAAGAAACUGAGGCUCGGAGAAGCGAGGCCCUAGACUUGGCCGCCUUUUCAAACAAUUCGUUUACAAAAUGCCUUUCGGGACGGGUCCGAUUUGUCGGCUGCUCGGCUGUCGCGGUUCGGUGUCCAGGGAUCCCGGGGGCCAGCAGGAGGUGUUCCCGUGCGCUGGCCCGGGGCAGAAGGCUCCCGGCGCGUCAGGCCCCCGAGGCGGCUGGGCCCGCGCGCCCCGCGCCACGCCCUGCGCCCAGGCCGCGGCUCCUCCCGCCGCCGCCGCCGCCCAGACCGCUCGUCGGCCGCCAGCGAGGGAGGAGCCGCGGGCGGGGCCGGGCGAGUUUAAAGCCCUUCGAGGGGGUGGGGAGGCCCCGAGGAGGCAGGAAGGGAAGGGAGCUGCUGUUGAGAGGGUGGGCGAUCUUGGCGCUCGGAGACCCGCCGGAGCCCAAAGUUUCCACGCAGCCCCUGGGCGGAGGCUGCAGUGCGGGGCGCCCGGGACAGUCCUGCACGCCGUCCUCGCCCCGAGGGGACUCUGUGCCCACCGCCUGCUGCACUGAGUGUCGCUGGCGGCCACGCGGAGGCGGCGAGGAGCGGCGCCGCGGCAGCUUUGGUGCUGACAGCGAUGCUGAGUGGGAGGAGACAGCCCUGGGGAGCAGCAACCCAGUGACUGGAGGGGUUCUCACCUCUGUUGUCAGUGAAUCCUGGUUGGCCUCCCAGGCAGUCAGAGCCGCUGAGCCAGCUGCUGACAGGAUUGCCCAGAAAUGGAGACACAGAAGAAGAACAACCAACAGAAGCCUUGUCUGCGUGUGUACCUGCUUAGGUGGAAAACAAGAAAAGGUGCAAAAAAACAAAAAGAAAAAGCGGAGCAGGCACCUCCCAGUCCACGAGAGCUGGCACAAUCUGAACGAGCGAACAAUCCAAAGGAUGAUGUGGACCUGGAAGUGCUGGUGAGUGAUAUGAACGCAUCUCUGGAGAGCCUUUACUCAGCUUGCAACAUGCAGUCCGAUACGGUGCCUCUCCUGCAGAAUGGGCAGCAUGCCCGCAGCCAGCCACCAGCCUCGGCCUCAAAGCCUGCCCAGCCACAGGCGUCCCCGAGGCAGAAAGUGCAGCGCUCCCAGCCGGUGCACAUCCUCGCUGUCAGGCGCCUUCAGGAGGAAGACCAGCAGUUCAGAACCUCAUCUCUGCCGGCCAUACCAAAUCCAUUCCCUGAGCUCUGUGGCCCUGGGAGCCCCCCUGUGGUCACAGCAAGUUCCCUGCCUCCGCCAACCCAGGCGCCUACAAAGCAGGUCAGUACACUUGUUGUGUAGCUGCUAUGGGGUCUGCACAGAUGUCUUGGCUUGUUACUUUGGAAUUUGUGAACUUUUUAUUGAGGGUUCUUUUAUUGUUGAUACUGUGCUUGUUGUCUUACGAGGUUUUUUAAUUUAUUAGCCAAAAUUACCAUAUUAGCUAUUUUAAAGUGUACUAAGUUAGGGAUGUAUUAAUUUGUUUUAGAAAGAGUUUCAUAAAAAUGGUUAAAAAUUAUUGAUUUGGUCUGUAAAGAUGAAUUUUAGUUCUUUGAAAGAAAUUUCACCACAUAUCAUCCUCAUUAACCAACAAUUCUGAGUAUGAAAACACUAGGCUUACUUGGGCACCUGAACUUCAAUGCAGUAAAAUUGUUGAGUUUCUAUCUUGUGUUCUUGACUUUGAAUAUGACCUGUUCAAGGCA